Molecule: messenger RNA, 1923 nt
Organism: Exophiala xenobiotica
Lineage: Eukaryota; Fungi; Ascomycota; Eurotiomycetes; Chaetothyriales; Herpotrichiellaceae
Exons: 2
Coding region: 71-1444 (457 amino acids)
Biological process (GO): regulation of mitotic cell cycle; protein phosphorylation
Cellular component (GO): nucleus
Molecular function (GO): cyclin-dependent protein serine/threonine kinase activity; ATP binding
Source: RefSeq, a predicted model, not a curated record
CGACCGUCGACAACGCCUUCGACAGCCCAGCGACUCCAAGGCUCCCUAGCAGGCUAGUUCCGGAGCUGCGAUGGCCUCGAAGACCUCGAAAUGGGCCGACGAUGACGACGAAGAAGCCGCCGCAGCUGUCGCACUGCGCAAGAAAGAGAAGGAAGAGAAGAAACGCCUCAAAGAACAGAAAGCCCGUCAAGCUGCUGACACAACAGCACAGCCCGUUCCAUCUACUGCACAAGAACCCGACGGCGAGAAUGGAAGACCUUCCAAACGACAACGCACUUCACCUUCACAAGAGAACGGCGACGCAGAAGAAGGCGCACACCUCCUCCAGUUCCCCUCCCGACCACUACAACCAUGCGGCCACGUCUCACAAUACGAGACUCUGAAUAACAUCGAAGAAGGCUCCUACGGUUUUGUCUCGCGUGCGCGCACAAAAUCCACAGGCACAGUCGUCGCAUUGAAACGACUCAAGAUGCACAACGAAACAAGCGACGGCUUCCCUGUCACCGGCCUGCGAGAGAUCCAGACCCUGAUGUCCUGCCGGCACGCCAACGUCGUCAAACUCCUCGAAGUUGUCAUGGGCGAUACUUUGAAAGAUGUCUACCUCGUAAUGGAAUUCCUCGAGCACGACCUGAAGACCCUGCUCGAAGAUAUGGCCGAGCCAUUCCUGCCCUCGGAGACGAAAACGCUCAUGCUCCAGAUCAUAUCCGCGACCGAGUACCUGCACUCGAACUGGAUCAUGCACCGCGACCUCAAAACCUCGAAUCUCCUACUCAACAACCGCGGCGAAGUCAAACUCGCAGAUUUCGGAAUGGCAAGGUACACCGGCAACCCGCCGCCGAAGCUCACGCAACUCGUCGUGACUUUGUGGUACCGCGCACCCGAACUCCUGCUGGGCGCCGAGGAAUACGACUUUGAGAUCGACAUCUGGAGCAUCGGAUGCAUAUUCGCGGAGCUUCUGACCAGAGAACCUCUCUUCCAGGGCAAGAACGAAGUCGAUCAACUCUCCCAGAUCUUCGCCCUAUUAGGCACGCCGACAAAUGAGUCAUGGCCCGGUUUCAGGUCCUUGCCCAACGCGAAGGCUCUGCAUCCUAUUCUGUCCAAGUCUACCUCUCAAUCGUCCCUGAGCGUGGCCAAGUUCCCGUACUUGACCACUUCGGGCCUGCGACUACUGUCGUCUAUGCUGUCUAUGAACCCUGCAGGACGACCAUCGGCAAGCUUGGCCCUGACGCACCCGUACUUCAGCGAGGACCCGCGUCCGAAAGCAAAGGAAAUGUUUCCCACUUUCCCCAGCAAAGCUGGCCAGGAGAAGCGACGCCGUAGAGUAACUCCUCAGGCUCCUGUACGUGGAGACGCGCCGAGAUUGGAUGAGCAUGAAUUCAAGGGCAUAUUUGCUGGACGGGCGGAUGAAGAGCGUGGCGCCGGGUUCGCGUUGAGAUUGGGCUGAAGGCCAUCGCACUUGAAACUGUUGGGGCUCUAAGCAAGUCCUUUCAGAAACCCACAUGGCGACGAACGCAAGAAAGUUGUCAUCGCGUUACACAUGCGAACGGCGAUUAGUCGUCAAGUCGAGGUCCGACCAAGCUACCUUAUGCCAGACCCGGAUCGAUGCUGCACGGGGUCCCAGCUGGAAAUCUGGCGAUGGGUUUUCCACUCUCCAGCUCUAGGCACAAAUUCAGGACGAAUUCACACAUUAUCAGCUGGCUCGAACAGUUGCAUCUGUGUGAUUGUCUGGCGAGUGGCAAUUGGCGAUGGGUUCAAAGCAGCCCGACUCGCAGGAAGAUGAUAGCAGUGUAAACUGCAAAGUUCAGAUAGAAAAGGAGUCUUGACCGACGCCUCUCCGCCACAAAAUGAGCUAUGCUAUAGAGCAGAUAAACAAGACGACUCUCUGAAUAUCUUCUUCGAAAGAUUUCUCGAACAGCAUUUUAG